UCUGAGCGUGGGCAUAGCUUAUCUUUUAUCAUAUUCAUAACUAGUAUGAGGCCCUUUUGUUUUUAAGUGCAAGUAUUGAUAAUUCCAAAUCUCGUAAGCUAGCAUUUUUUAAUAGGGGGUUAAAAAAUGUAUACCAAAUUGAAAGUUAGUUUUAACUUAAACGUUGAAGGAAUCAUGAGUGGCCAGUCCCCAGAAAUUGCAACAACUGUUCGGUCUGAUGAAGACGAAAUGGAUAUAACCCGGAGCGACAGUACAUCAAGUGGUAGUUCUAUGGAAAACCAUGUUGGAUCUGAUGUUGAUGAUGCAGAAGAGCUUUUCGCAUUAAUGGCUGAGGUAGAUGAUUACAUUGCAUUAAUAGAAGAUGAGUUUGAAGCAGAGGAUGAUUGGGAACCCAUACCACCAGCAGUAAUUAAUAUGAUAGAGAACCGCUUAACAAUAAUACAAAAUGGGGUUAAUGCACGACGACUACGACUACAACAACUUAAUGAAGCAGAGGCUGCUAGAGUUAACGCACCACGACAACAACAACAACAACAACAACAACAACUCGAUGAAGCAGCGGCUGCUAGAGAUAACACACCACGACAACCACUACAACAACUCAGUGAAGCAGAGGGUGCUAGAGGUAUUACACCACGACAACAACUACGGCAACUCGAUGAAGCAGAGGCUGGUAGAGAUAACGCAUCACGACGGCGCCGAGUACGACGACGACUACGACUAUAACAACAACCCCAAUGAAGGCUGUCUAUAACUAAAAAUAAAUAAA
This is a messenger RNA of Drosophila albomicans, 769 nucleotides long. RefSeq lists its product as uncharacterized. The record is from RefSeq and is a predicted model, not a curated record. NCBI's taxonomy places the organism in Eukaryota, Metazoa, Arthropoda, Insecta, Diptera, Drosophilidae. The transcript is spliced from 2 exons. The coding region runs from base 446 to 754 and encodes 102 amino acids.